AUGUCUGCAGGGGGAGAACGCGUCGAGAAGUUGAUAUGCAUGGACACUCGCGGGCGCCUCUGUGUCGUGGACGUCGGCGAGGCAGACCUGGUGUGGCACCUGAAGAUGAAGAUACAGCAGACGGGGGGCGACUGGUUGCCUGGGCAUGACCCCGGCGUGGCGAAACUCCGGCACGGCGAAGUUACCGACACCAUCAGAGCCAUGACAAGCGACGACGGGAAAAUGAACACGAUGGAUGCCGUCAGCAGCCCCGCAUUCGACUUUCCGGACCGAGCCCAUUAUGUCGGCAGCAUUCAGGUGCUCAUCGACCUGGAAGACGGUUCUAUCCCCGAAGCACAGCCGCAUCUCCACCCGAGCCACGCGCUAGUGGCGGAGCGAACGGCGACGCAACUAUAUCUGCUGACUAAUUUGCGCAUGUGGGCUGGUGGGAGGUUCGCGGACACGUUGACUGAUGAGUUCAAGGAGGCCCAAAGCACUCGGGGCAACAUCCAAGUCGUGGUCGAGCAACUCGGCCAAAGUGAGGAGACACUGGAAGACGUUCAGCGAUUCACCCUCAGACCUGAAAUGUGCUGGCGGAGUUCGGCAGACGACGACUAUGCAAUCUUUAAAGUCGCGGUUCCUCCAGAGGUGCAGUUUGUCGAUGCGAGGAAUGUCUUCGUCAUUGUCUUGUCGGACAAGCGCGGCGAUCGAGGCUAG
Messenger RNA from Phytophthora sojae, 696 nucleotides. RefSeq lists its product as hypothetical. NCBI's taxonomy places the organism in Eukaryota, Oomycota, Peronosporomycetes, Peronosporales, Peronosporaceae. The transcript is spliced from 3 exons. Bases 1 to 696 code for a protein of 231 amino acids. The record is from RefSeq and is a predicted model, not a curated record.